Molecule: messenger RNA, 1480 nt
Organism: Hyaloscypha bicolor E
Lineage: Eukaryota; Fungi; Ascomycota; Leotiomycetes; Helotiales; Hyaloscyphaceae
Exons: 12
Coding region: 300-1181 (293 amino acids)
Source: RefSeq, a predicted model, not a curated record
CUUGAUUCGGCAAGGUCUCAGAUGGCGCCGCAGACGAGCAUCCCAGUUGUGCGCCUUCCCUCUCUUAUUUUGAUUGCAAACGAUAUGAUAUCCAGCUUUCAAGAAUUGAAUUCCGGGUGAUUCAUUGAAGCAUGUCUUUCUUUGUAGAGUUCCUUCUCAACCUGCAACUGCUGUAAAUCCCGGCGCGACGCCGGCCGACAGGAGUUGCUUAAGAAUGGGGGUCUUCAAGUAGCUCAAAAUAGACAUUACUACAUUCAUCAUUAUGUCUCUAUUGAUUCGGAAAUUUUAAGCUUAGACUAAUGUUUCUAGGCGGCCAAUGUUCUUGGGACAAUUGGAACAGUUUUUGGUGUAUUCAAUUAGUACCUCAGAUAUGGACGAAUUACCGCGUCAAGAAAACCGAUGGCCUCCCCGGUAUAAUGAUGUUCCUAUGGGCAAUUUGUGCUGUUCCAUUUGGAGCUUAUUCGAUCGCCCAGAAUUUCAACAUCCCCAUCCAAGUCCAGCCACAAGUCUUCGGUACAUUUUGCUUGGUCAGUUGGGCACAAACUUUGAUCUACCACGAUCGUUGGCCAGUAUGGAAAGCCACAUCCCUCACUGGAAUUAUCUGGCUUGUGCUCGGUGGCGUUGAAGCAGCGUUGAUAUUAACACUAAAGCCAUUAUACGAUCGUGGAAUAAAUUUUCCCAUGAUUAUUCUCGGGGUUGUUGCCAGCAUACUUCUCGCAGUCGGACUUCUGCCCCCAUAUGUAGAGAUAUGGAGGCGUCGAGGGAGGGUAAUUGGCAUCAACUGGAUUUUCUUGACUAUCGACUGGAUGGGAGCUUUCUUCUCGUUGAUGGCACUCGUUGCUCAAAACACGUUUGACAUCUUGGGAGGUGUGCUCUACAUUUUAUGCAUAUUCAUCGAAGGUGGAAUCUUCAUCUCGCAUCUGAUAUGGCGAUUCAGAACCCGCAAAAUUCGCGCUCAAGCAAAGGAAGACGGCAAGACUUUCGAAGACAUUGCUGAAGAGUGUAGGCGCGAGAAUGUUCAGUUUCGGUUUGCAGAGCGAGAGGUCGUGUUGCCGUUCUUCCGUUCCAAACCAGAUGCACCUGGGUCAUUGGAAGCGGGAGAUGUUCAGGAUUCACCUUCCAAGACGAGAUUAUCGCUAGAAAAUGCCGUUGAAAUGCGGGCGGGGGGAUUCAAAUCAUGAUGGGAACUCGCUUGGAGCCGGCAUCAGGUUGAAUGAUCCGGGUGGCGUCCCGACAAUUCACAGGGCCGCACAAGGGGAUACCGAGGAAAUGAUCCGCGAAGAGCUGUACCUCUGAAGUAAUGAAGUUAUAUAGACAGCAAGCAUUCGUACCUUCCAGGUCGAGCAUCCGAGAUGGCGUUUGUCUCCUUUAACGACCUUUCGAAUAAAUAAUGAAGAUGCAUGACUUCUUUGGGCAACAUUGCUGAAAGAGCAGACCAUCACAGAGAAUUACCAGAAGGAUACAGAUAAUUCAAUAUGAC